AUGGAUGAGUCGGUCCACCCUGACACCAAGAAAUAUUUCGUUGAAGCAAUCAAAAACUUCCUGGAGACGACCAACACUGCUGGACUCGAGGCAUUGGCUAGUCGUCUGGCUCCUUACACGAUUCAAGCGGCUCCGCCUGCGGUGAUAACCGACGGUCCGGCACAACCGGUGCUAAUUCUAAUCGUGGAGGAAAGUACGCAAUACCCCGGUUCGGCGGGUGAGUUACCUGAUGUGGUCCGCCUGGACUCCUGUCCAAGUGGCUUUCCAGAGGCUUGGGACUUGCAACUAUGUAUGGACACGUCGCAGGAGAGUAGAGUAGAGACAAUUCCGUCUGGAGAUGAAUUUGAAUACCUCGGGGAUCCUGUGAAUAAUAUGGACUUCUCCGGCUCUCUUUCGCCAUAUUCUCAGCCUCCUCAAGAUCUUCUACAGAGCCCGGUCCAUCUGUCAAACUUCAGUAAUACGAACCAACCCGAUCACCACAUCACUGGCCCUACGAGUAGCCCGUCUGGGGCUAGCGUUCACGACACAUACAAUUCUCCUUCAUUAUUCUACAACCAGCACCCAUCCCCACUCACAGAGCCCGACGGCGCCUCAACAGUAUCGCCAAGAAGCUCUGAACAGUCUUUAGUUCAUCCAACGAGUCAGGGUCAAACGCCGCACUUACCAGAAGUUCUGACCGGGUCGCCCGUACAGAAUGCCUACAUAAGAGCAGAUUACGCCGAAUACCUAAUAUCGAAUCUGUCCCGGUGGCAGAGUAGUGGCAUAUGGCACCAAGAGACAGUCGUAUUACCCAACCAACGACAUACCAAAUACGACCGGUUAGCAGACGCCUACUCGUGCAUCUGCCAACUGGAACCUCGCAUGGGCGAUGACCCGAUCCGGAAUCGGGCAGCCCUAAUUCAACUCCACACAGAAUACGAAAACAUAAACCAAACAGAAGAGUGCGGAGAUGGGCCCACGCGACGCGGUAGAGGCCAUGCUUCUCUAAUAGUCGAUCGACUACUUGACGAGAUCCACCCGGAGUGGUCGACGUGUGACGAACAGCGACGGUCGAAUUUACGCGCGAGAUUCCAUAACCGCAAGCGCUUCGGGAAGCGAUGGGCGGUGCUUACUCGACAUUUGGGCCCUGCAGUUUUGUUUCUUUGCUCGCGUAAGCUGGAGAAGAUGGUGAAAAACACCGUUGUCACAGUCCAAUUUCUCGAGCAGAUCAGUGAACACAUUGCAGGCAAUUGUCCAGAUGUCGUCGAGCUUCUAAAUACCCUAAACCCGCUAGCGACCGAUCUGAUCCAGAAUCGAGAUCUCAACGCACAUAAUAUAAACAGCACAAUAGAAUAUCUCUGGAGGGGUCAUUCCGAGGGGUUAUAUGAUUCGGGUUUGGGAUACCUCUCACCUCAUGUAUAG
Molecule: messenger RNA, 1401 nt
Organism: Aspergillus melleus
Lineage: Eukaryota; Fungi; Ascomycota; Eurotiomycetes; Eurotiales; Aspergillaceae
Exons: 4
Coding region: 1-1401 (466 amino acids)
Source: RefSeq, a predicted model, not a curated record